AUGGACAUCAUCGCUCCAGCUUUACAGGUUCUAUUCAAUGGAUGCCUAGCGACGGGGUGCUACCCAAAGGGCUUCAAGCACAGCUGUACAGUGGCGCUCCGGAAGCCAGGCAAGGGCGGCUACACACAGCCAAAACCAUACCGACCCAUAGCUCUUCUCAAUACUAUCGGGAAGAUCUUAGAUGCAGUCAUCGCCAGGAGAAUUAGCUCCGCAGUCGAGAUGUACGGCCUGCUCCCAGGAGAACACAUGGGCGGCCGAAAAGGGAGAUCCACGGAGCAUGCAAUCCAUGUGCUCCUUGAACGGAUUUACACGGCCUGGUACGCGUCAGGCGUGGACAUUGCUAGUCACCUACUCCUCGAAGUGUCCAGUGCCUUCGACAACGUCUCACACCCUAGGCUGAUACACAAUCUGAGAAAACGACGGGUUGACCUACAAACACUGAUGCUUAUAGACAGCUUCCUCGAGGACCGGACGACCACAUUGCACGUUGGAAUGGAUACGUCGGCCCCGUUCAGAACAAGCACAGGAAUCCCACAGGGGUCCCCGCUGUCACCGAUUCUCUAUCUCUUCUACAAUGCCGACUUGCUAGAAAUUGGUAGCAGACCAGACCAGAACAUGUGCAGCAGCGGGUACAUUGAUGACGUAGCCAUCCUCGUGUCCAGCCGAACAACGGAGGAGAAGUGCAAAAGGCUUAAACAGGUGCACGCCGAAUGUGAGGCCUGGACAAAGAAGUAG
Molecule: messenger RNA, 735 nt
Organism: Venustampulla echinocandica
Lineage: Eukaryota; Fungi; Ascomycota; Leotiomycetes; Helotiales; Pleuroascaceae
Exons: 1
Coding region: 1-735 (244 amino acids)
Source: RefSeq, a predicted model, not a curated record